Messenger RNA from Psammomys obesus (fat sand rat), 181 nucleotides. RefSeq lists its product as uncharacterized. The record is from RefSeq and is a predicted model, not a curated record. Lineage: Eukaryota; Metazoa; Chordata; Mammalia; Rodentia; Muridae. The coding region runs from base 1 to 159 and encodes 52 amino acids. The transcript has a single exon.
AUGAAAAACCACAGUUGGAUUAGAAAGAACUGGCUUCUUGUGGCUGGGGUGACUUUCGUAGGCGUCCAUCUUGGAACUUACUUUAUACAGAAAGCUGCGAAAGAGUCUGUGAGGUCUCAGUCCAGAGACAAAAGAAUGUUGAAGAAUGAAGCAAAAUAAAUACUUGGAAUCGUUAAUGUCA